AUGAGUUACAGAAAGAACAAAAUUUCAUCUGGGUCUUCAUCUCCUGCAAAUAUAUCAAGAAAAGUUCCAACUGCUUACCCAUUGAUCGGUCACAUCUUUGCUGCUCCCAAGAAUCGAGACCUAAUGAUGCCAUGGAUAGCUGAGGUUCUCCAAAACUCCCCAAAUGCAACCUUCACUUUCAAGAGUUUUAGCCGCCGAAACAUCAUAACUGCCAAUCCCGCCAUCGUCCAACACAUCCUUAAGACGCAAUUCUACAAAUACCCCAAAGGCCCCUUCUUUCGCAAAAAUCUCUACGACUUACUUGGUUCUAGCAUCUUCAACGCUGACGGUGAUCGCUGGAAGUUUGAGAGACAGAUCUCCAGCCCCGAAUUCAACACCAAGUCCCUCCGCAAAUUCGUCGGCACCGUCGUCGAGGCAGAGCUCUCCGAAUGCCUCCUCCCUCUCCUCUCCACUACCAACGUCGAGAAUUCUGUGCUCGAUCUACAAGACAUCCUCCAAAGGUUUGCAUUCGACAACAUCUGCAAAAUCGCUUUCGGUUUCAAUCCGAAAUCUCUCUCGCCGUCUUUCCCACAGCCACAAGCCAAAUUUGCCGUCGCAUUCGACGAAGCUGUAAAAUUAAUUACCGGACGAUUUCCUACCAUGUUUCCAGUAGUGUGGAAGAUAAAGUGA
Molecule: messenger RNA, 669 nt
Organism: Telopea speciosissima
Lineage: Eukaryota; Viridiplantae; Streptophyta; Magnoliopsida; Proteales; Proteaceae
Product: cytochrome P450 94A1-like
Exons: 2
Coding region: 1-669 (222 amino acids)
Molecular function (GO): oxidoreductase activity, acting on paired donors, with incorporation or reduction of molecular oxygen; iron ion binding; monooxygenase activity
Source: RefSeq, a predicted model, not a curated record